AUGGCAGCCCGGCCGCCGGAAUACACCGGGCAUAUGCCCUCGUCUUUUGACGACCAGGAGCUCUACAAUGAGGGUCCGAUGCAGAAGGUCAAGCGCAAGCUCAAGGAAGAGCCCCUCGUGCCUCUCGGAAUCGGUUUGACCGUCUUCGCCUUCGUCAAUGCCUACCGCGCCCUCCGAAGAGGCGACUCCAGGCAAGCAAACAAGAUGUUCCGCGCCCGUGUCGCCGCUCAGGGAUUCACCGUCAUCGCCAUGGUUGCAGGCAGCAUGUACUACAACAAGGAUCGUGAAAAGUCAAAGGAGUUGCGCAAGCUCAAGGAGGAACGUGAUUCGGAGGAGAAGCGCCAGAGAUGGAUCCACGAGCUCGAGAUCCGCGACGAAGAGGAAAAGGCGAUGAAGGCGGCAAUAAAGCAGAGACAAGCAGAACAAGCAGGAGCCGCUCCUGCUGCUGAGGCACAGACGCAAGGCACCGGAGGGGUUUUGGGCAAAAUGGGAUUGUGGUCCAAGGGUGAAAAGGCUGCGGCAGAGGCUCAAGCAUCUGAGGAGUCCGCGCCUGACAAGAAGAGGAAAGAGAAUCCAAAGAGCUCUCUCGGCGCGCUGGGCGAACUCUACGGAUCCAAGAAGGAUGAUGACUCCAAGAAAUGA
Trichoderma virens Gv29-8 is the source of this 642-nucleotide messenger RNA. RefSeq lists its product as uncharacterized. Gene Ontology annotation, cellular component: mitochondrion. Bases 1 to 642 code for a protein of 213 amino acids. Gene Ontology annotation, biological process: mitochondrial respirasome assembly. The transcript has 3 exons. Lineage: Eukaryota; Fungi; Ascomycota; Sordariomycetes; Hypocreales; Hypocreaceae. The record is from RefSeq and is a predicted model, not a curated record.